AUGACUGCAUCAAAUAGAAAGGGCAGCACGCAUAGAAACUCAGUGACUCAAUUAAAUAAGAUAUUACCUGUUCCUAUACAAUUAGAGGACGAAACGAAUUCGGAGCAUUUCAACUCCUCAUCUCAUAUAACUGACGUUCUAGUGGGUGACUACCAUGUAAUACAAGGAGAAGGAGGCUCCUCGUAUGUGGUAUGGUCAAUAAGGAUUAUAGUAGAUGAAUCUGUUUACUCAUCGAUGGUAAUAUAUAAAAGAUAUAGCGAUAUUCAAAGAUUCAGAGAGACACUUAUCAAACAUUAUCCUGGAAGCGAAAUUCCUCAAUUACCCCCUAAAGAUAACUUCAGCUUGCAGAGAUUGCUGAUGUCCGACUACUGGUUAGAAAAUCGACGCAAGGGACUCCAGUGGUUCAUGACGAAUGUCUUGUUGAACCCCAAACACCAACAUUCACCAGUGAUAACCGAUUUCAUUCUAAAGUAA
Debaryomyces fabryi is the source of this 474-nucleotide messenger RNA. RefSeq lists its product as uncharacterized. The transcript has a single exon. Gene Ontology annotation, molecular function: phosphatidylinositol-3-phosphate binding. NCBI's taxonomy places the organism in Eukaryota, Fungi, Ascomycota, Pichiomycetes, Serinales, Debaryomycetaceae. The coding region runs from base 1 to 474 and encodes 157 amino acids. The record is from RefSeq and is a predicted model, not a curated record. Gene Ontology annotation, cellular component: endosome.